Messenger RNA from Spirometra erinaceieuropaei, 2514 nucleotides. The record is from the annotation of a GenBank genome assembly. NCBI's taxonomy places the organism in Eukaryota, Metazoa, Platyhelminthes, Cestoda, Diphyllobothriidea, Diphyllobothriidae.
AUGUCAGCCUUCUCUCGCCCCUUUAAAGUUGCUGCUGACCACGAGCCCGUGGAUACUCUGAGUGUCAUGCAGUGGAAUAUAUUCGCUCAAGGUAUGGUACAUUGUUAUCGUUGCUUAUGCAUAGGCUUUGUUCAAAAGGACGAAUUUAUUAACUGUCCUUCUGCCCUCCUAAAUCUGGAAAGACGGUUGGAGCUUUUUCGAGCAGAAAUUCUCGAGUAUUCUCCCGACAUCAUUUGCCUGCAGGAAGCAGACAUUCAUUCGCAACUAGUAUCUGCCAUUUCUUGUGAAGAUUCAGGUUUUUAUGAGCAUGUGUUCGCACCCAAACCAUUGUCUCCUUGCCUAGCAUAUGAAUCGAACUUCGGGCCAGAUGGAAUGGCUGUUGUUUUCAGGCGAGUUUUUAGUUCAGAUAGGCUCAUAGAACCUACGCACGCCUAAGUGGUUGAUGAUGUUUCCCUUAGAAGGGGACAAGUUUAUUCUAACGAAUUCCACAACAGUUGAAAAUAUUUUCUGUAUAGCCCACUCUGUACGUUGUAUUUUCGGAGAUUUGGUUUGUUAGAACUGCCAAUAAAACUGGAGUCUUUGCAUGUCCGUAAGGUGAAAGCGGAGUUCUCCUUGCUCAAAUCAGUGGAUAAAAUAAGUUACCUGGAGAACUGUGAGCACUAUCCCAAAAAAUCUAUUUCUGAGAAUGGAGUUCACAGUACAUGUUACAUUUGUUUCAGGUAGUAGGGCACCACACACAAUUGGACGCAAGCAUUCUAUUUUUCAUUUGCAUUACCACGCGUGACAGCGUUAUUUAUUCAGUGUUUGUAUGCAUUAAUAUUGAGAGUAUGAGCAUUAUGUAGUACCGAAUCCGUUUUGCCCUAAUUUUAAAAACCUCAGUGACCCAGAUAGGGUUUGAGCCCACGACAGAAGGAAAGGUUUAAGUACAGCCAAAGCUCUGAACACCUGAGCUACUAGGUCCCACCAGAAGCCAUGUGUUAAACCACAUUUGGGCCAAGUUACUCGCCCAGCCUACUGCAGCGUAUAGAAUCCACCAAUCAUGAUACAGUAAGCUAACUGCCCAAGCAGGAUUUUCUAAUUAGCCAGUCUAGAAUCUGCCAGAUGACUACUAGGCCCACUGCCGACGUACCUAAUAAUCAAAUGGCCGUAGUAGUCAUCUGGUGGAUUCUAGAUUGAUUACUUACAAAAUUCAGCUUGGGCAGUCAUUUUGCUGCAUUAGGAUUGGUUAAUCCCAUGCGUUGCAGUAGGCAACUUGAUCCGAAUGUGAUUGAUCUCACGGAUCCCGGUGGGGCCUUGCAGCCCGAGUUUUUGAGUGUCAACUGUACUCAAGCCCUACACUUUUUGUCGUGGGUUUAAAUCCCACCUUGGAUGCCGAGUUUCUCGCAGUUGGGUCAGACUGAAUGCAAAAUCCGCCAAAACACACUUAUUACCUAACCAUUUGUUCUGACGUGAAUGAACUCAGACAGUUAUCUACUGUGACAAUUUUAACAGUUUAUGCAGUAGGCGAUUUGGGUAAUUUGGUGGAGCAGAUGUCCAAGUGUAUUAAAAGGAUUCUUCACAGCAUAGCUGGCGUCGGUGGCUAUUGGUCGACAAAGUUUAGCAGUUAGAUGCUUGUGCGUCAAUUGGUAUUCUGCUAAAUUGUCGAUUUUUAGUUAUCUCUUCUUCGUUUAGUGAAAUAUCGACUUUUUAUAUUUAUUGACCCAAAACAAAUGCAGCCGGUACACCCAUUUUAUGUAAGAACCUUCCCCGAUGGCCUCACUGCACGCAACUCCCGCAGUUGAAUCCCUUAAAUCGAAUUAGCUUCCGUUUUUGUCGAACUGAUUCCUCGAUAUUGGGCACUUCGGCUCUAUCGGUAGUCGGGAAUUUACUUAAGUGCUUCUCACGUAGUCAUAUACCUUGCUUUGAUAUUUUAACCUCCCUCUAAUAUUUCCUUUAAGGCGAGACAGAUUAAAACUCCAACACCACAAAAUUGUUCCAACGGUAGCUGACGGUUCUCGAUGUGCACUUGUAGUGGUCCUGGAACACAUCCACACGGGAUUUACAGUAUGUGUUGUGUGCGUUCACCUUAAGGCCAAACCGGAGUUUUUUGACUUCCGCCGAGACGAAGUCGAAUGUCUCAUGCAACACCUAACCGGCCUUCUGCGGACCCGUAAGGAUUAUGGACUUUUGAUUGCGGGCGAUUUCAACGCUGAACCUUGGGAGCCAGCAAUUCAAACUCUCCAGUCAUCCGACCUUGGAUUAGCUAGCGCGUACGCCAGUGCGUCUGCUGGCGAUGAAGCCGAAUUCACCACUUGGAAGGUUCGAAAAACAGAGGAUGGUAGUCUUCUUGAAGUCCAGCACACCAUCGACUACAUUUUUUAUUCAGUGGCAACUCUUAAACUCUUGGGUAUCAGACCGAUACCAAAACCAUCGGAGAUCGGUGUGGGAGCCCUUCCAUCGGAAAAAUUUCCAUCUGAUCACAUCAACUUAAUCGCUUAUUUUGGCUUACCGGGGACGCCAAGUGAUGGAUAUUGA